AUGCCGCAGCACACCCAGGCGCGUUCUUGGGGUACUCGUUUUGACACAUUACUCUCUGCUGCUCCUCUCUCCCCAACAGAAGAUCCUAAUAUCACUACCCAAGACAUCCCUUUGAGCGUUAACGAGGCAUGUGACGACUCUAAGAAGUCAGACAGGAUCGUUCAAGACGCUAGCAUUUUCAUCGGAAGUCUACCAACUAAUAUCGAUCAUUUGGAGUUAACUCGUAUGCUCUCUGAUCACCUUUCUGAUUAUCCAGAGGUACAGACCAUCAAGGUCGUUCGUGACUCAAAGGGUGGAACUUGCGCAUUCAUCCAGUGUCAGGACGCCGAGACAGCGGCCAUGCUAAUCGCAAAUUUGCAUUCGUCGGACCCUAAACAAUUCAUGGGGCGUUACUUACGCUAUGAGCCCGCACGAGCCUUGAGAACGCUACUCAUAUCCUACCGUACACCCCGACAGUUUGCCCCUUCGUCAGACAUCAAAUCAAGCUUUGGCGACCUUCAGGAUGGUAAGCCUGUCGACCUUAACUUGCCUUGGGCGAUGAAAAUCUCUAGGGUCUCGGGCUCCCGGCACCUAUCACUCCUCUACAAUUCGGAUGCGCGUACCGCAGCGGAGAAUGAAGGCCUUCUGCCCCUCGGUGAUCGAGAGGCAGAUGAAUAUGGAGCGUAUUUUAACCCGCUGCUUUAUACCGCCGAAACUCUAAGGAAGAUAUCCACCAUCUUCGGGGCCAUUGAACAUUUUGUCCCUCACGAAUUCGAGUCAGGUGUUCAGCAAGAGUAUCCUCCUCCGCACGAUGCUCAGCGCUCUGCAGAAAUGGAGACAGGGUGCUGGGAGAUUAAAUGGUGCCACCGUGAUGACUGCGUUGCCGCUCUGAUAACUCUGCGCAGAGUCCCUCACCUGACCGUGACUUGGGCUCACCAUCCAGCUCAUCCACGCCAGCCGAUGCCUUACCAUAGCGCACAGGCUGUCCAAACUAGUCAACAACAUUGGCAAGCUCAAGCAGCUAGCUCCACACAUAUGGCCCCAUCCCAUUUCCCAUUUCCAAACCGAUUUUCAUCCAUAGAUUCGCUCGUUCUCUAUCAUCAUCCUGGCACACAACCGAUCUCAUCGUCAGCUAGCCUUGGCAACAUCUCGCGUAAUUCGAACCGAGCAUCUACCGCAUUGUGCGACAUGACCUGGUCCUCGCAGAAUGGCACAUCGGAUAGGACAGGCACGGCACCAAAACGUCCUCGAGCUCUAUCAUUGAGCCACAAGCCAUUAGGUGUGGACAAGAAGCACUUCCCGCCUAUCUCUGAGACAGUCCGUGAACGGGAAACGAGAAAGUAUUGGAGCGACCGAAUGGAGGCUGCUGACGAAAAUCAGAGGCUAGUUUUUGUUUCCCUUUGCAGCGAAUUUCAACUUAGCACAACUCACUCUAGCAUUCUGACGCAUCUACCAUCUAUGUCGGGUAUUUCAAACAUUACAAGCUCUACAGCGCAUUUCAAUACAACACCGGUUCAGCACGAGGAAUCCUAUGACAUUGAACUCGGCAUCCCUCCGACUCCCGAGUUUGGAACUUCGCCUAUGACUCCGAAAACGCCGGGGUCGUUGAUCCCUCGUACUCCUACCACUGGAAGCUACCUAGGCGACUUUCAGUCCGGAUCUCUACCCGAGUUCGCCACGAAGAAUGACCUGCAAUGGGAUGCAAAGCGCGAAGGUCCAUUGGAUCCUACUACCAUCUUCGUCGGAGGAUUGGAGAUGUAUGGCCCGAACGCCUGGGAUGAAGAACGCGUCCGUAAUUUGUUCUCAAGGUAUGGCGGCGUAGAGAAUGUCAAAGUUAUCCGGCCAGUCAACAAGCGCUCUGCGUUUGCUUUUGUCACAUUCAAUAACAAGGAAUCUCCCGCUCGAGCUGUCAGUGAAGAGCAUAACAGGAUUCUUGACGGACGCCCAAUCCGCGUCCAACUCCGUGACUGGAACCCUCCGCAUCGCACGAACUGGAGAUCCAAUCGUAACCGCGGGCGAAACUUUGAGGGGAGCGUGGUCCGUCAUGGUUCAGAACCGUCCCUUGUCUCCAGCGACGAUUUUUGCGUGGAUCCUAAUGUUCAGCAGCCAUCUGCGAUCGCCCUGGAGGAGAGGCUACAAGAAUUGAACAUCGACCAUAAGACAGCCAUCAAUGCCUCAAUGCCUGAUGUCGAGCAGUCAGAUGAAAAGCUUGACGUUGACUCUGAACUUCAACAGUCUUCCUCUCUAGUUGCGGAUGACGUACAGACCAUCAAUUUAGACGGCAUUGUCCCGUUUCAGGCCGUUUCCAUUACUCCUUCCGCCUCACAAACAUCGAUGACAUCUGCCCCUCCCCAACAUAUGGCUUAUCCCAUACCCACAAUGGGGUACUAUCAUCCUCAAGGAUGGGUAGCUGGUUUCCCGCCAUAUCACAUGCAGUACAUGGGGGCGUACCCUGGAUUUCCUCUUCCGCCACCGAUGACCCAAUCGUUUCCGCCGGCUAGUGGCGCGGAUGCUCGUGGAACACCUUCAGCAACACCUGCUCCGAUUGUUCACCCAGGAAUGUAUGCUCCAUUCAUUCCAUAUCCGUAUCCUGCGAGAACACCCGUGCGAGAACAAGGCCAGGGACAGACCCCUGUCGCAACACAAGCGCCACUGAUACCUACGGGGUUCAUUCACGGAGAUCAGGGUAUUCUUGUUCCUGUUUACCCUCCAGACGCUCUGAAUCAGUACAUGUCCGGCGCUCAAGGCGAACAGGCUUCGACCUCCACAGAGACUGCUCUUGCUUCGCUCCCAGUUCAACCUCCUAAUAAUUGGAAGCCAUAUCCUCCACCUGCGUUCGCACCUGGCAUGUCAGUACCGCCAGGGAUUCAGCACCCAAACUCAGGACCUUUUCCGAUAAUGACUCCACACGGCUGGAUGCCGAAUCAUGCCUCAUUCGGCAUCAACCAGCAUAUGCAAGCCCCAUCAAACUUUCCUCCAGGUUCUGGUGCACACAUGCAGCCGGUGUUUGAGCAGCGCAAUAUCAACAUACCUCCUCGUCGCCAACAUCGUAGAGACCAUCAGUCCAAUUUCAAGAACGGAGGUCGUGGUCACCCUGGGCGUUACCCUCGCGGAUCAUUUGCAUCAAAUGCACCAAAUAUGAACGUACGUCCCACUCCGGGACCUGACCACUUCACUAGCUCCCAACGAGACGUGCAGAGUGGUCCUGAAUGGAACCAUUGGGGUACCCAGUGAUUGCACUGACAUGUCUCGAGUUAGGCACGGUUUGAUUUAUUUGUCUCUCUACACGUACAUUUUCGUUUUAUCUUCCUGUCUUCAAGCCAAUUAUUCUAUUCGUUUUUCGCUUCCCUUAUCCACAAUUUUUUUUUCAAGCUAAAUAACAAAACAACACUCAUUCAUCCA
Suillus discolor is the source of this 3381-nucleotide messenger RNA. RefSeq lists its product as uncharacterized. Gene Ontology annotation, cellular component: cytosol. NCBI's taxonomy places the organism in Eukaryota, Fungi, Basidiomycota, Agaricomycetes, Boletales, Suillaceae. Gene Ontology annotation, molecular function: mRNA binding. The coding region runs from base 1 to 3213 and encodes 1070 amino acids. The transcript is spliced from 10 exons. The record is from RefSeq and is a predicted model, not a curated record.